UGGGAUGAUCACUUCCGCCGGCUCUGCUGCUGGUGGCGAGGUGAGCUGCCUGGUGCCGCGAGGACGUCUCCGCGCUCUGUUUACUCUCCCCAUGUCCAAAAGUCAUGGAUGAUCCAACCGAUGAGCAAACAUAUAGGCUCCAGUGUCUGCUCUGUCAGUCUGUCAAGUCGGCGGCGCUCCAUCUGAAAUCACUGUAGCUGAGGGAUCAUCUCAUCAGAUGAUAGCUGGUAGCUGAGGGUGGCUCUUACAUAAAGUGAUAUUAAUGACUGUGCUGCAACCAGACUCUGAUUCUAUUUGAAGCAUGUCAGUAACAGGACACCAUGCACUGUGCAAAGCCAGUGUCUGGCGUGUUUAUUCUCUGACUUAACCGUGCUUAGGCCAAUAAAAACACCCAUGUAACAUUUAUUAACCUCACUUCUAACUGGCUUCAAGGAGCUCUUGCACUGCAAACUUUGAUUACAUGGGAGCAGUCCUUUCUAUCAGCCUAAUUAAUGAAUAACUCUGAUGUCAUGUGGUGAAGUGUUCAAGUUCAGGAGCCCAAAGCCGAGCAAAGUGGACCUCUGUAUUUUCUCCAGAAUCUCCUGUGCUCGGCCACCUCUGAUCUGGUGUCAAAAUGGCUUCACGACGGGGAGACAUUCCAGCACUUGAGUCUGGCACAUCGUCCGGACUCUUUGGCGCUUUCUCGUCUCCUAUCGGAAUGCCACGGCGCACCGUCAGCUAUGACGAGCUCAUGGAUGCCACCAUACAUUCACCACCUUCAGAUUUAAAUGUCAACAUCUUAUGGAAAGACCCUGUCAUCCCACAGCACAGGUUCAGGAACGUUGCAGAGGAAGGCGAGAGCGGUGGGAGGACGGUGACUUUUGACGCAGCAGCGUCUGUCAAGUCUCCAGUGCCUGUUGUGAAAGCCAAAGCUACCUCUUUAAUGAGCACACUUAGGAUCAAGCAGACCCAGGAGAGCCUCCAGAAGUUUGAGCACCAGGCGGGGCUCACUGACGCAGGGUAUUCUCCCCACAAGGGGCUCUCUGCUGAGGAGACCCGCCAUUACCGACUGGGUGACGGCACACUGCCAAAGUUGAGAAUGCCAAGCGGGGACUUCAAGGAGGACAGGUGUACAACAUCAGCACAAUCCACCCCAAGUGGCACCCCUUCUGUCACUCCCUGUGUCACCCCCAGUGUCACCCCCUGUGUGAGUCCCCACUCAUCACCGGCUCUAAGUCGCAGGAGCUGGUUCCAGCUGAGUCCUGCGCCUUACCUUGUCCCCCCAGAGCUCAACAGUCCCACCCCCGGCACAGACAUGGGAGGAAAUGAGGGAGGAGGAGGAGAGAGGUGGAGCUUCUUUGGAACUCGAUCUGUGGUACAGAAGUCCCCCACUGACCCAGGCUGUGAAACCAGCACAGGCUUCUCACUGCAGUCCUACUUUGGCAUGCAGAAGUCCUCUACCAUGGAUGGCACCAAACCCCAGGUCAACUUCAAGGUGGACGACCCCGCCGCCCUCAUACCCCCCAAGAUUGAAAUCUCGGGCAUCGAGGCCAAGCGGGCGCCCACACGGCCACACAAACUAAAACCUCGGGACAUGAAUGUUUUGACACCUUCAGGCUUCUGAAGCCAGACCAGCUGUGUAGUAACACCUCUGUACUACAUCUUAUUGCUCACUACUCUCCCUGCUUUUCUCUGUCCUCUCUGCCUCCCUGCGAAUCCACCGAGGCUGAGAGGAAUGAGGACCACCCACAGUAUUAGCUCACCAGCCCCAGAGACACCACUGCACUGUCACUCCUCCCAGCUGACCUACUCCUACGGAUCGCCACCUUCCUUUUCGUCCCUUCCCUGUCUUCUCCGGCUCAUUGGUCCAAAUAAAACACCAUAUGAAGUAGCGUCAUUUGCCACCCCUAAAGAUGUUAGUGCUUUGUAUUAUUAUUGUUGUUCCGUCACGUAAUGGGUGCAUCGGCGUGCAUUGGCUUGCUGUCCUCGCUCCAAUGUUAAUAAAAGCAUGACACUGAAAUUGAAAUAUCUCGUCAGUCCUCAUAAAACUGACCAGAUAUUUCAACUCAUAAUGCUCAGUUGCCUCUUUUUUUAAUUUUGAGUAAGAUGACAGAGUUGUAGUUGUGUAGUGCUUUUCUCUGUUAGCAUGCAGAGUAUAGUGUGGAAUGACUGAUAUUGUGCCUGAACUUGCAGCGUGUUUGCUUUUCCAUUCUUGUGUUUUUUUUAAUUACAUGGAUGAGCAUCUUUAUUUUACCUUUUUUGAGAGUGUAUGAAGUGAGAGUAUGAAGAGAGACCUGAAGUGAUUUUUUAUUAUUAUUUCAACUGAAGUUUUUAAUGUUCUGCUUUAAAUCAACAUCAUUCAUCCUAAACAGUAGGUAGCGUGUUGGGUUUAUCACUUUUUUUCUUUUAUAAUUGCGUCAGAAUAUUGUUUCAACAUGCUAUAAAAAUCCAAGGCAUUGAAGUCGUCAUUUUCAAAUUGACAUCUUCUGUGUCAUGAUGCAAGAAUCUCUGCUGUUAUUUCAAGAACUUGAUGAAUUCCAGUAACUAAUUGCACAAGGGAGAUGGUCUCCCACUAUGUAAAUAAAUCUGAUACUAACAAGCAGA
Messenger RNA from Epinephelus moara (kelp grouper), 2583 nucleotides. RefSeq names its product KIAA1191 ortholog. The coding region runs from base 614 to 1603 and encodes 329 amino acids. The record is from RefSeq and is a predicted model, not a curated record. The transcript has 8 exons. Lineage: Eukaryota; Metazoa; Chordata; Actinopteri; Perciformes; Serranidae. Gene Ontology annotation, cellular component: cytoplasm.